AUGGGCACCAUGUCAAUGACCCUGCGCUCAAAAUCCGCAGAUCGGCGCCAGUUCUCCGGCAGCUUGGGCUACGAUGCCGACUCGAGUCUGCUUCAUGGCAUCCUUGGUAGCUCCCGGUUCCUCGAGCAGAGCCACCUGAAACGGGCUCAUUCAACUUUCGUCCCUAGUGCUGUCGCCAUGGCACAAUCGACCGGAGCCAUGGCAACCAGCGGUUACUCUACCAUGGGCGGCAGUAGCAGUGGGGGCGCCCCGGCCCAGUCGAACGAAGCAGCCAACGAAGAUGACGAUGAUGAUAAUGCCUCUUUGGACGGUCAGGAUAUGAUUGCCUCCCGCUUUACCACUGGCAGUGGGCAGGCUAUGUCGGGUUCCUCGUUUGAAGAAAAGAAUACCCAGGUGGUGUCUAGGUCAACCGCUGAUCUGCCCUUCACCUCUGCCAGUUACUUUGGCUGGGAGCUCGGUAUGGGUGAGCAGGUGGGACAAGCCACAGUAGCGGUCGUAACAAGCGUUAUGUCUGGAGGUAUGCAAAGCCAGGAAGCAGGCGAAAGAGAACAGUCAGUGCCCCAGGCUGGAGAUAAAAUAGAGGGUCCGCCGGGGCCAGCAGCCUCGGUGCCCCCAGCAGUGCUGGCUGCCUCCCCAAGAGCCACUAGUGUCGGCCCAAUCUCAAAGGAGGGACCGGAUAAUCAAUACACUGAAAGAGCACCACCUAAACCUCUUCGAACAUCCACGAACUUGGCUCGCAGGCAGACAUUGGCUGGAAGGGAGAUUGAGGUUCAAAAGCAUGUGAGUUAG
This is a messenger RNA of Dibothriocephalus latus, 789 nucleotides long. The record is from the annotation of a GenBank genome assembly. Lineage: Eukaryota; Metazoa; Platyhelminthes; Cestoda; Diphyllobothriidea; Diphyllobothriidae.